Messenger RNA from Guillardia theta CCMP2712, 1653 nucleotides. RefSeq lists its product as hypothetical. The record is from RefSeq and is a predicted model, not a curated record. The coding region runs from base 1 to 1653 and encodes 550 amino acids. The transcript has 24 exons. Lineage: Eukaryota; Cryptophyceae; Pyrenomonadales; Geminigeraceae.
AUGCGCUCGUUCCUGGCGAUGCGGGAGGAGGAUGCGGCGCUGAUACGCCGGCGCGAUGAGAAGCCAUGGCAGGAGGAAGAGAUGAGAGAGGAAGGGAGGGAGGGAAUGGGAGAGAUCGGAGCGCACGACAGCCAUGGAUCUGCUCAAACUGGAGCCAAGAAAGAUGAUGGGGACGACGAGACCAGCGCCGGCAUAACCUCCAGGACAGCUCCUGGUGUAGUGUUUGCCACGAGAGAAGAGCUUGCAGAUCACUAUAAGAGCGGCUGGCAUCGCUUCAACCUGAUUCGGAUCACCCGCGGCCUUGAUGCUGUGGAUGAAGAAGAGUUCAAAAAGCUGUCGGACGAGCUUCAGGACGCAGAGAGCAGCUCCGGAUCAGAGAGCGAGUACUCGGAGGACGAUGAGGAGGAGCUGCGAGAGCUUCUGCAGGCUCAGCGAGAGAUGGGGAUUUCGCAGGAUGACUGGGAAGAGGACGAGGAGGCAGAACGAAGAUGGGAGAAGUUAUCCAACAUCGUACCUGUUGACCUUCCCCAAAACCUUGCCAAGGAGUAUGGGAACCAGAAACUUGGCAUCUUUCGUGUCUUGCUCCCAGAUGUGAAUAUUGGGGAACUGCUGAUUGAGCUCCGAAAGCGAAAGAUCUACAAAGGAGACGAAUGUUUGCGCCACAAGACAUUUCAAAGAUAUGUCAUCCGUGCCAAAGCUGGAACAAGGCAGGCUACAAGAGACGCAAUGGGGGGAUCGAGCGUGCCCAAGUCAGCAGGGUCAAGCUUGAGGAGAUACAACGAGCAGAUGCUCGAAAAAGACAUCUCUGACUUGCUGUCAUCGUGGAAACAGGACUUGGACGAUUGCUUGUUGAUCUUCGUCUUUGCUCCCGGCAUCGUCAACAGGAACUCCAUCUUCGGUUGUCAGGUGGUCAGGAAGGACGACCCAAGGAUCCGUCAUGGUCCCAACACCUUCUUGUUUGCGGUUGCUGAACGCCCCGUCCUCAAAGAAGUCGAUCGAGUCCACCACAUCAUCAUGGUCUGCAUCAUCAUGAGCCUGCAGGAGGUGUCGGAGGUUCGAAGGCAGGUGAUGGUGCGCAAGGUGAGAGUGAAGAAAGCUCCUCCUGCUCCAGCGGCUGCUGUUGCCACGAGGUGCAAGUUGGCGGUGAAGGUCUCUUUCUUGCUCUCUCUCGGCGCCGAUCCAACCCAACGAGACGGAUCCGGCAAGGUCCCCUACGAGCUCUGCAAGGGCAAGGAGGAGCGGGAUGCCUUCCGCAGAUUCUGGGCCUCUGAACCCGACAAGUGGGAUUACUCAAAGUCGCAGAUUCCGAGCAUGCUCACGAUCGAGAUGGAGGAGCAGCAGAAACAGAAAGCUGCAGAGAAGAAGGAGAAGGAGAAGCAGCGGAAGAAAGAGCAGGAGCGCAGAAAGAAGGAGCAGGCGAAGCAGAAGAAGGAGGAGGAAGAGAAGAAUCGUGCUGUACAAGAGGUCAAACUCAGUGACCGUGAGCUGCGAGCGCUUGCAGCUGAACGUCGGCUGGGCGUGACGAGCAAGCAUCCCGAGUUCGAGUGCGAGAUGUGCAAGGUCAAGGCCAGCAGCGCGCCCUUCGAGAGGCUGGGGUUCAAGUACUGCAGCACCAGCUGUGUGGUGGCCCACAAACUUCAGCUGGGAAAGUGA